GCGAUCUGAGCUGCACACUGCGGACCGCGGCGGAGCGGCAGGUGGUCUAUUGCACCUUCUUAGACAUGGAUGUUAAUAAGAAAAUGGGCUCCUUUAGACAAAGAGGCUCAGUAAUUUGUGAUAAAGUCAACAACUGCUUUGGAAAAGAGAGAUAAAUAAAUAUUUUAAGGAUCAACUGGACAGCCAGCAUGGGUAGAAAAGGCAACACAUCAACUGCAGAUGAAAGUUGCCCCGGUCCUAAAUGUCAGAUUUCCUGAGACUGUAGUCGAGGCUGGACUGAAAUAAAAUGAGGUUUCUCUUCUAUCACCUGGUUCUGCUGGUGUUGCCCUGUGCUAGCUCAGCUUAUGGGCCCAAUCAGAGAGCUCAGAAGAAAGGAGACAUUAUACUAGGAGGACUGUUUCCAAUUCAUUUUGGAGUUGCUGCCAAAGACCAAGACUUGUCAUCAAGACCAGAGUCAACAGAGUGUGUAAGGUAUAACUUCCGUGGGUUUCGCUGGCUACAGGCAAUGAUAUUUGCAAUUGAAGAAAUAAAUAACAGUAGCACCCUCUUGCCCAACAUCACACUAGGAUACAGAAUAUUUGACACCUGCAAUACUGUGUCUAAAGCACUUGAGGCCACGCUGAGUUUCGUGGCUCAAAACAAGAUUGACUCUCUGAACCUGGAUGAGUUCUGUAACUGCUCUGAUCAUAUCCCAUCCACCAUUGCAGUAGUGGGGGCGACUGGAUCAGGAAUUUCUACUGCUGUGGCUAAUUUGCUGGGACUGUUCUACAUACCACAGGUUAGCUAUGCAUCCUCAAGUCGGCUUCUCAGCAACAAGAACCAAUACAAAUCAUUUCUUCGGACCAUACCCACCGAUGAGUAUCAGGCAACAGCCAUGGCAGACAUCAUGGAUCACUUUCACUGGAACUGGGUAAUCACUGUAGCAGCUGAUGAUGAUUAUGGUCGCCCAGGCAUUGAAAAGUUUGAGCAAGAAGUUCAGGAAAGGGAUAUCUGCAUCGACUUCAGCAUCCUCAUCUCCCAGUAUUCUGACGAGAAGUACAUACAGGAGACAGUAGACCGCAUUAAGAACUCCUCAGCCAAAGUGAUAGCAGUUUUCUCCAGUGGCCCAGACCUGGAGCCAUUAAUCAAGGAAAUUGUAAGGCGUAACAUCACUGACCGAAUCUGGCUUGCAAGUGAGGCAUGGGCAAGUUCUUCCCUCAUCGCCAAACAAGAGUUCUUCCAUGUGGUAGGGGGAACAAUUGGAUUUGCAUUACGGGCUGGCCAAAUCCCUGGCUUCCGACAGUUCCUACAGCAGGUGAAUCCAAAAAAAUCACCACACAAUGGAUUUGUACGAGAGUUUUGGGAAGAGACGUUCAGCUGUUAUUUGCGUGACAGUUCAGAUUAUAAGACCGCAGGGCUGAUGAAUCGGCGUAACAGUGAAGUCCCUCAGAGUGGGAAUGUGAGUGCAGGUUUUCGUGCACCUUGCACUGGAGAAGAGAAUAUUACCAGUGUGGAGACUCCAUAUCUUGACUACACUCAUUUACGCAUCUCCUACAACGUGUAUGUGGCAGUCUACUCUAUUGCCCAUGCUCUGCAGGAUAUCCUCACGUGCACCCCUGGGAAGGGCCUCUUUAUCAAUGGCUCAUGUGCAGACAUUAAGAAAGUGGAAGCUUGGCAGGUGCUAAAACAGUUGAGACACUUGAACUUCACCAACAACAUGGGAGAGCAAGUAGACUUUGAUGAGAGUGGAGAUCUGCUUGGAAACUACACCAUUAUUAACUGGCACCACAACCCAGAGGAUGGCUCUGUCAUGUUCGAAGAAGUGGGGCACUACAAUAUGAAUGCCAAAAGUGGGGAGAGGCUCUACAUCGAUGAGAGCAAAAUACUUUGGAAUGGAUUCCUCAGAGAGGUGCCAUUUUCAAACUGUUCAAAGGACUGCGAUCCUGGUACUAGGAAGGGAAUCAUUGAAGGGGAACCCACUUGCUGCUUUGAAUGUGUGGCCUGUCCCGAUGGCGAAUACACUGAUGAAAGAGACGCUAGUGAAUGCAUCAAGUGUAGUGAAGACUCCUGGUCCAAUGAGAACCACACAUCAUGCAUUCUGAAACAAAUUGAAUUUCUUUCCUGGACAGAGCCCUUUGGAAUAGCACUGACACUUUUUGCUGCACUGGGGAUUUUUCUAACGUCAUUUGUGCUGGGGGUCUUUGUGAAGUUCCGGAAUACUCCUAUAGUCAAGGCCACCAAUAGGGAGCUAUCAUACCUCCUGCUUUUUUCCCUUAUCUGCUGCUUCUCCAGCUCCCUCAUCUUUAUCGGAGAACCUCAAGACUGGACCUGCCAACUACGGCAACCUGCUUUUGGUAUCAGCUUUGUACUGUGUAUAUCCUGCAUUCUGGUAAAGACCAACAGAGUCCUACUGGUUUUUGAAGCCAAAAUUCCCACAAGCCUUCACCGAAAAUGGUGGGGUCUUAACCUACAGUUUCUUCUUGUAUUUCUAUGCACAUUUGUGCAGAUAAUGACAUGUGGGAUAUGGCUAUACAACUCCCCUCCCAAAAGCUACCGUAACCAUGAGAUGGAUGACGAGAUUAUAUUUGUUACCUGUAAUGAAGGCUCUCUGAUGGCCCUAGGAUUCUUGAUUGGCUACACCUGCCUCCUGGCUGCAAUUUGUUUCUUCUUUGCUUUCAAGUCCCGCAAGCUCCCAGAGAACUUUAAUGAAGCCAAGUUUAUCACAUUCAGUAUGCUUAUCUUUUUUAUUGUCUGGAUCUCUUUCAUCCCUGCUUAUGUAAGUACCCACGGAAAAUUUGUGUCUGCCGUGGAGGUCAUUGCUAUUUUGGCCUCUAGCUUUGGCUUGCUAGCUUGCAUCUUCUUUAACAAGAUCUACAUUAUCCUGUUCAAACCUUCCCGUAACACCAUUGAAGAGGUGAGAUGUAGCACAGCUGCUCACGCGUUUAAAGUUGCAGCCCGGGCCACUUUGAGGAGGAGUACUGUCUCGCAGAAGAGAUCCAAUAGCAUCGACAGCUCCUCUGUAUCCACACCCAACUCAUCUAUCUGUAGCAAGACCAACAGCGAAGAACAGUCACCCCCUGGUGGGAAACAAAGGGAGUGUAAGCAAAAGGUGAGCUUCGGCAGUGGAACUGUCACCUUGUCACUCAGCUUCGAAGAGGCCAAGCGAAAUUCCACAGGCUGCAAACACAUGAAAAGGAGAAACUCCCUGGAAGCUAAAGCCAGCGAUGACAGUCUCAUGCGUCAAAAAGCACUACUUCCUCUACAGAACAGUGAGGCGGGGAGCGAAAUCAGCUUCAGAACAGCCAGCAUUAGUCCCUCGCAGGAAUCGGUCAGUGAAACUUGCAAUUCCAUGGAUACAGCUCCUUUUUCCUCAGGGAAUUCCAUCUAUCCUUCUAGCAAUGCUGUUCCAGAGACGUCCAACACCUCUUAA
This is a messenger RNA of Polypterus senegalus (gray bichir), 3409 nucleotides long. RefSeq names its product calcium-sensing receptor (gene casr). Gene Ontology annotation, cellular component: membrane. NCBI's taxonomy places the organism in Eukaryota, Metazoa, Chordata, Cladistia, Polypteriformes, Polypteridae. Gene Ontology annotation, biological process: G protein-coupled receptor signaling pathway; regulation of calcium ion transport; detection of calcium ion. Gene Ontology annotation, molecular function: calcium ion binding; G protein-coupled receptor activity. The record is from RefSeq and is a predicted model, not a curated record. Bases 287 to 3409 code for a protein of 1040 amino acids. The transcript has 8 exons.